CUCUGACAAAGGGCAGUAGUGCCAUGUCGUAGCUCGAUUGCGUUGAAUAAUGCACGGAAUGUCACGUAAUACGCAUUUAUAACACUCGGUUUAAAGCAAUACUAUGACAACGGAUUAGUGGAAGAAGAUCAUCAGUAAAGUACAAUGGCCUCUGAAGUGGGAGUUGAUCCUUAUGACCAAGUGUCCGGAUCUCCACCACAAACCAACACGACGGGGAAAAAGUCGUGGGACGAAUUACGGAAGUGCGUGCGGGAUACACGCAAACUUCUGACAGCUUUAGUAAGCAGUGUGCCAACGUCGUUCACAUUCAGAAAUAUCUCUACAGACAAUGGAACCGUAACAAGACUAUACUUUCUAGGAGUGCCAAUCAAGGGUCGGGAAAACACAUUGCUGUAUGUGGAUCUACCGUCUGAUUUUCAGGAUUAUGUGUUACCAUGGCAAUCAUUACUGGACUCCUUCCAGCCAUCAUCAGGGCAACUGUCUCGAGAAGAGCAGUUGAUGAGGGAGAGGAAGAGGCUUGGGAUAUAUGGAAUUACCUCAUACGAUGUUGUCGAGGAGGAGGGGAAGUUUGUGUUCCCAGCAUGUAGCAGUCUUUUUACUUGCGUGGACAACACCAUGGAUUGUCAUCUUGAAGAUGACCGAGUGAUCCUCCCGACGGCUAUCAGCACAAGUUGUUUAGGAGCUCGUCUCGACCCGAAAAUCUGCCCCCUGGAUACCAACCUGGUGUGUUUCAUUCACAACGGGGAUCUGUGGAUCACACAUCUCAUUAGUGGGCAGGAGAAGAGACUCACGUUUGUUCAUAAAGGUGAGGGGGGACUUGCAGCUGACCCAUGUGUGGCGGGGGUGCCAUCAUUCGUGGUUCAGGAGGAGUUUGACCGAUACACAGGGUACUGGUGGAUGCCCAGAGUCCCACAGUCGACAGAUGAAGCCACCACAUUCAGGAUUCUGUAUGAGGAAGUAGAUGAGUCCGAUGUGGAGAUUCUUCAUGUGUUUGCUCCAGUGACGGACGACCAGGGUAUCGACGAGUACAGGUACCCUCGUGCAGGCACCACAAAUGCCAGGAGUACUCUGAGGAUUGUAGAGUUUGAAGUGGGGCAAGAUGGUUCACUGCUGGACACAGUGGUGGAGCGGCAUAUGCUGGAGCCGCUGUCGAGUUUCUGUCCGUGGAUGGAGUACAUCGUGAGAGCUGGCUGGACUCCAGACUCCAAGUACGUCUAUGCCCAGGUGUUGGACCGAGAACAGAAGCAGCUGGCUGUCAUCCUUAUCCCCUUCGAGUACUUCAUGCCCGUAUCCUCCGACAUUGAGAUGAGCAGCUUUGACACCAGCACUUAUCCCCCUUUGCAGUUCAUCUACAGAGGGACGUCCACGAUCUGGAUCAAUGUUCAUGACGUCCUUCACUUUUUCCCACAAUCCUCCACGGAUGAGAUCAGCUUCCUGUGGUCCAGUGAAAAGAGUGGGUACAGGCAUCUGUAUCAUGUGACGUCCAAACUCCAAACACCGCCACCUGAUACAAACCAUGCAAUGGAGCUGGAAGACAGGUCUCACGACUUCCUCCAGAGUCAGAUGGUGAGAGAGGUGGCAGUAACCGGGGGUGACUGGGAGGUGAACGGGAAACAGAUAUGGGUGGACGAGCAGCGCAAACUGGUGUACUUCAAUGGGCUGAAGGACUCUCCCCUUGAAAUGCAUUUGUACUGUGUGUCGUACAACUCGCCCAGUGAACCAGUCCGACUCACCCAGCCUGGUUUCAGCCACGCUGUCUCGUUAGAUAAGGCCUGUUCUCUGUUUGUGUCUGUGUACAGCUCGAUCCAGCACACACCUCGAUGUAAGGUGUACCGUAUCUCCCAUGGAGACCAUCCCCCUCAACACACACAGGCUGAGCCUUGUGGUACUGUGAUAAGCUCUACAUCCUGUCCGGAGUACCGAGCCCCGGUGUUAUUCAGCUACCCGAGUAAGAGUGGCUACACCAUGCACGGCAUGUACUACUACCCCCACAACUACGACCCCGGCACUCGCUACCCCACAGUCCUGUUUGUAUAUGGGGGACCCCAGGUGCAGUUGGUCACCAACGCCUUCAAGGGACUCAAAUUCCUGCGACUACACACGUUGGCUUCCCAAGGAUACGCUGUCGUCACGAUAGACGGCCGGGGUUCAUGUAAUCGGGGCCUUCAGUUUGAGAGUCAUAUCAAGGGGAAACUGGGAACUGUAGAGAUAGAAGAACAGGUCGAGGGUCUGCUCUGGCUGGCUUCCAAAGAAGACUUCAUUGACAUUACGAGAAUAGCUAUACAUGGCUGGUCUUACGGUGGCUACUUGGCACUGAUGGGGCUCGCUCAGAGACCGGAUAUCUUCAAGGCAGCUAUAGCAGGUGCCCCAGUGGUUAACUGGAUCCUGUACGACACAGGCUACACAGAGCGCUACCUGGACGUCCCACAAGCCAACAAGGACGGCUACACCAACGGCUCAGUCCUCAGCUACAUAGACAGGUUCCCUGAUGAAGAGAAUCGCCUACUCAUCAUCCACGGCCUGAUCGACGAGAACGUCCACUUCCACCACACCAGUCACCUGGUCAACGCCCUGGUCAAGGCCUGCAAGCCCUACCAGCUCCAGGUGUACCCAAACGAACGCCACGGGAUCCGCAGCCACGAGUCCAGCGAACACUAUAAGACAAUGGUCCUCAGCUUCUUGCAGAACAACCUGUGAACAAUGGGACCCACAGCCAGGAAUCCAGUGAAGGGGAAGUAACGGUCGGCCAGCUUGCAGACAUGUACACUUGGAGACUGCAACAGCCUUGGAGAAAAUCUUUCCUUGAACACUAACGGUUAUAUUUGUCACUAAUUUAUACAAUAGUUGUGCCAACUGCAUGGGAAUUUCUGGUUCACUGUUUUAUACCAUCUGUCUUCUUGUUCUUACAAGGUACCAAGAACCUUGCCAUUUGCACUGAAGAGGAUGAAAGAAUAUUCAUAUCGCAUUGUCUGGAGAGCCGUUCAAGUGCCAUAAAGUACACACCUUGUUUUA
Molecule: messenger RNA, 3012 nt
Organism: Haliotis rubra (blacklip abalone)
Lineage: Eukaryota; Metazoa; Mollusca; Gastropoda; Lepetellida; Haliotidae
Product: dipeptidyl peptidase 9-like
Exons: 20
Coding region: 145-2697 (850 amino acids)
Biological process (GO): proteolysis
Molecular function (GO): dipeptidyl-peptidase activity; serine-type peptidase activity
Source: RefSeq, a predicted model, not a curated record